This is a messenger RNA of Cylindrotheca closterium, 753 nucleotides long. The record is from the annotation of a GenBank genome assembly. NCBI's taxonomy places the organism in Eukaryota, Bacillariophyta, Bacillariophyceae, Bacillariales, Bacillariaceae.
AUGAGCAGAUCUUCCAACAACUCUACAGUCUCUAUCAUUGCAGGCAGUCUCGCCGUCACUGGUGCUGUUGCAGCCGCAUCCAUGUGGAGCAACUUUCGCCAUCAUGCGGACCACACUGAUCAGAAGGAUCCUCUCAUUCCUAAAUUCAUUGGAGAAGCAUUGACUCCCGCCGACCCAGAAAAGAUCAGGCAAGUCAUCAAUGCUUCCUUUGAUUACAUCUACCAUGAUCUACCAGCCCACAUUGUUGGAGAUAUGCAAAUGGUGCGAAAGCGAACACCCAAGGACCGAGACGAGAUUGUAAGAGCGGUAAACUCGCUCAUCUCAGACCUUACUGGUGGCAAUCAUCACGUCCUAGCAAAGGGCCAAAAGUCCAAAGGACUGGAUCAACUCGUGGAAGCCUUUUUCAAAUAUUUCUACGUGGCCAAGAAGAACAAGGGAGACAGAUCUGUUUCCACUGAAAAUACUGACGAUACUUCUGUGUUGUCUUCUUCCUCCUCAAGAUCAGUAUCCUUGGAGGGCAUGGGUGUAGUGGAAGCUACAGAAAGCAGCAAAACUGCUCCAGUAAAUGACACUACUGAGACCAUAUUAUCAUCCACAGAGGAAGAACAAGCAGAGAAGACUAUCGACUACGCUUGGGACGAUGAAGUAUAUGUGGAACACGAGGCAGCUGCACCCAAACCAGUCUCUGGAGCAGAUGCUGCUGCACUUUUCUUGGCGGGCGCCUUUGUGGCUGCUCAAGCCUUUGUAUGCUGA